GAUGUGAGCAAGGAUCGCACUUGGCAGCCGAUGUCCGUUGCAUCUUGUCAUAUGGGCACAGCACGGAGUAUCCCUCAAAUGUCUUGAUGCUCUUCGGUUUGCGUUUACCGAAACAAAGGUUGAGGGAUGGGAGACAAAUCCCGAGGUCAUUCUUACCAACGUGCGUGCUUCAAUGGAUCCGGACUGAUCCAAGACUCUCCCCUUAUAAGUCAAGUGUCACAGUCAUCGUGGGCGGAUCAUCUUGUUAUCUCGACAGUCGACUUGACAUUGUGUUGAUGCAAACAGUAAGAGACUCAACACCUGCUUCCUCAACAACAAGAUGCCUCAACUAGAAGCCAUCCCAAAGUCCUACGAGGCUGUCUCCCUGAGCAAAGACGAGAGCCCGGCAUCAAUCUACCUCAAGUCCAACGACAACGACCUCGAUGCACCGGUUCAUUUCACAUUCGAAGCAAUACGGUCCAACAUCUUCCGCACUACCUUUACAUCAACAACCCAUCCUCUGCCACCAUAUCCAUCCAUACCACAGCCUGCCAAAAACCUCAAAAACACUCAAAUCAACACCACCUCCAAAUCUACUGACUUCCACGCCUUCACAAUCAACGACAUCCAAGCCUCCCUUACUUGGACCCACGCCCCAGUUGUCUCCCUCUCCUGGCUCGACUCUUCAUCACCACUCCACUCCGACCUCGCCUUCCGUUCCUACGCCCUCGACGGCCCCGGAAUAGCACAUUACACCGCGCACGACCGGUCUGCCAUGCACGUCGGCCUCGGCGAAAAGUCCGCUCCCAUGGACUUGACGGCGCGAUACUUCCAAAUCUCCGCGACAGACUGCUUCGGCUAUGAAGCCCACGCCACGGAUCCCAUGUACAAGCACAUGCCCUUGCUCAUCAAAGCAACGCCUCACGGCUGCGUUGCCGUGGUCUCUUCAUCCCACAGCCGCGGAUCAUGGAGCGUCGGUUCCGAAAUCGACGGCCUCUGGGGCCACUUCAAAGUCUACCGCCAGGACUACGGUGGCCUGGAAGAAUACAUCAUCAUCGGCCGGACGCUCAAAGACGUGGUGCGGUCCUACGCCGACCUGAUCGGAUUCCCUUUGCUCGCGCCCCGCUGGGCGUACGGCUACCUCUCCGGCGGAUACAAGUACACUAUGGGCGACGACCCACCGGCGUACGCACAACUGCUCGAAUUUGCCGACAAACUGAGGGAACACGACAUUCCAUGUUCGGCACAUCAGAUGAGCAGCGGCUACUCGAUUGCCGAGACCGAGCCCAGGGUCAGGAACGUGUUCCGAUGGAACAAGCACCGCUUCCCGGACCCCGAGGGGUGGAUCAAAAAGUAUCAUGCUCUGGGUAUUCGGCUGUUGACGAAUAUCAAGCCAUUCGUGCUCGCCUCUCAUCCAGACUAUGCGUAUCUGGUCGAGAACAAGGGGCUGUUCACGGACCACAGGACGAAAAGCACGGCUGAGAUGCGUCUCUGGAGUGCUGGAGGUGGCGAAAGCGGCCUCGGCGGCCAUGUUGAUUUUACGUCGUCUGCGGCAUAUGAAUGGUGGGCACGCGGCGUGCAGAAACUCAAGGAACAGGGUAUCGAUGCGAUGUGGAACGACAAUAACGAGUAUACCUUGCCUAAUGAUGACUGGCAGAUGGCUCUCGAAACAAUCCCACGGACCUCGAACAGGGCGGACUCGAACAAGGUGGGCCUUUGGGGCCGCGCGAUGCACACCGAGCUCAUGGCAAAAGCAUCGUACGACGGACUCUUGCGCGCAGAGCCUGGAGUACGCCCAUUCGUUCUCACCCGGAGCGCGAGCAUCGGCACUCUUCGGUACGCAUGCAGUUCGUGGAGCGGCGACAACAUGACCUGUUGGGAGAGCAUGAAAGCUGCGAAUGCCAUAUCCCUGAAUGCGGGAGUCAGCCUGAUGCACUGCUACGGCCAUGACAUUGGAGGUUUCGAGGGUCCUCAGCCAUCUCCUGAACUCUUGCUUCGCUGGGUGCAGCUCGGAUGUCAUCAGAUUCGUUUCGCGAUCAAUUGUUUCAAGACAUCACCACAAGAUAACCAAGCCGGGGAAGUCAUUGAGCCAUGGAUGUAUCCAGAGAUCACGCCAAUGAUCCGGAAAGCCAUCAAGAGGAGGUAUGGGAUGAUGCCGUAUAUAUACUCGCUUGGACUGGAAAGCGCUUUGACCGCCACUCCUCCACAGAGAUGGAUUGGAUGGGGAUAUGAGUCAGAUCCUGAGGUCUGGACCAAAGCACUCAAAGCCGGCGAAGAACAGUACUGGUUCGGAGAUACGCUGCUAGUUGGAGGCGUGUAUCAGCCUGGACUUGACGCCGCGAGACUUUACCUCCCGCGCCAAUCUUCUGCUGACGGGUUCGAUUACGGAUAUGUCAAUCUCAGCGCACCAUAUGACCAUCUCGCAUCUGGUCAGUGGGUGACGAUAUCGUCGCCAUGGAGGGAGAGUAUACCGCUGUUGGCCAAGAUUGGCGGGGCAAUUCCCGUCGGCAAGAGUGUGCAGACUCGAAUGCCUGGAGACGAGAGCGCAGAGUCAAAGGCGUUGCCGGUGGAUGAUUAUCGUGGGAUCGAGAUCUUCCCACCGAAAGGCAGCUCACACGGCCAGACGUUCUCCACAACCUGGUAUGAAGAUGACGGGCUCUCACUCACACCUGACAUCUCGAAGUUCACGAUAACGUACAGUGCCAAUGAGGAGAAGGUGAUUAUUGACCUGACUCCAUCGCCGGAUAACGUCUUUGUUCCGCCAUGGAGGGACGUUGUGAUCAUUCUGCCAGUGGGAGACGAAAGAUAUGUAGAAUCGGCCAACGGUCAUGCCACCGAAAGACUGGCAACACAAAGUUGUGAGCGGGUCCGAUACAAGAUGGCGGUGCCUGUACCGCGCAGUCAGAGUGUGUGCAAUGGAUAUCAUUGA
Molecule: messenger RNA, 2908 nt
Organism: Exophiala xenobiotica
Lineage: Eukaryota; Fungi; Ascomycota; Eurotiomycetes; Chaetothyriales; Herpotrichiellaceae
Exons: 1
Coding region: 320-2908 (862 amino acids)
Biological process (GO): carbohydrate metabolic process
Molecular function (GO): hydrolase activity, hydrolyzing O-glycosyl compounds; carbohydrate binding
Source: RefSeq, a predicted model, not a curated record